Molecule: messenger RNA, 347 nt
Organism: Staurois parvus
Lineage: Eukaryota; Metazoa; Chordata; Amphibia; Anura; Ranidae
Source: the annotation of a GenBank genome assembly
UUAUAGCGGGACUGCGGCAGGCAUUCUGACACCAGGUGGGAACUGACUAAUUGCCACUGACAUCCCCAGUGACACUAAUACAGUGAUCAGUGCUAAUAAAAAGCACUGACACUGUACUAAUGACACUGGGCAGGAAGGGGUUAACUUUUUGGGCGAUCAAAGGGUUAACAAUAUGCUCUGUCUGUUUUACUAUGUGUGCUGUGUGCUGUUUUACUAAGGAGACAUGCUGUUUUGUAUCUCUCUGCUGUACAGAGAAAUACAAAGCAGCAUGUCUAGGUCUCUCCCCUGUCAGCUUAACACAGCGAUCAUCGAGUGCCAGCCAGGAAAUGCCAGCCGGGACCAUGUGA